This is a messenger RNA of Vombatus ursinus (common wombat), 1957 nucleotides long. It is a transcript of the gene DBT, whose product is annotated as dihydrolipoamide branched chain transacylase E2. Gene Ontology annotation, molecular function: lipoic acid binding; acetyltransferase activity. The coding region runs from base 52 to 1503 and encodes 483 amino acids. The transcript has 11 exons. Lineage: Eukaryota; Metazoa; Chordata; Mammalia; Diprotodontia; Vombatidae. The record is from RefSeq and is a predicted model, not a curated record. Gene Ontology annotation, cellular component: cytoplasm; mitochondrion.
CCACUUGGAGGUUGCUACAGCGUGGAGGUCUGCUGCCGUUUCUGGACUAAGAUGGCGGCAGUGAGAGUCCUGAGGAGCUGGAGUCGGAGCACCCGGCACCUGAGUUGUGUUCAUCAUAUUCAAAUGUGCAGUAGUGUUCAUGUUGUGAAGCCAAAAUAUACAUGUCUCUUUGGUUAUUCUUCUUUCAAGUUUAGUCAUCCACAUCGGUUAUUGAGAACAACUAGUACUGUAAAUGGACAAAUCCUUCAGUUUAAACUCUCAGACAUUGGAGAAGGGAUUACAGAAGUGACAAUUAAAGAAUGGUAUGUAAAAGAAGGAGAUACUGUGUCUCAGUUUGAUAGCAUCUGUGAAGUUCAAAGUGAUAAAGCUUCUGUUACCAUCACUAGUCGUUAUGAUGGUAUCAUUAGAAAACUCUACUAUGGUGUAGAUCAGAUUGCCCUUGUGGGAAAGCCAUUAAUAGACAUAGAAACAGAAGCUUUAAAAGAUUCAGAAGAAGAUGUUGUUGAAACUCCUGCAGUGUUUCAUGAUGAACAUACACAUCAAGAGAUAAAGGGCCACAAAACACUAGCAACUCCUGCAGUUCGUCGCCUUGCCAUGGAAAACAAUAUAAAACUGAGUGAAGUUGUUGGAACAGGAAAAGACAGUAGAAUCCUUAAAGAAGAUAUUCUCAAUUAUUUGGCAAAGCAGACAGGAGCUAUUUUACCUCCAUCACCAAAGUCUGAAAUCAUCCCACCUGUAAUAAAAUCUGAAACAAUUCAAUCUAUUCCUCUACCAGUGCUGAAACCUAAAGUAUUUACAGGCAAAGAUAGAACAGAACCCAUAACAGGCUUUGAGAAAGCUAUGGUCAAGACCAUGUGUAUGGCCAUGAAGAUUCCUCAUUUUGGUUAUUGUGAUGAAGUUGACCUUACUCAACUGAUUAAGCUACGAGAAGAAUUAAAGCCCAUAGCUUUAGCCCGUGGAAUUAAACUCUCCUUUAUGCCUUUUUUCUUAAAGGCUGCAUCUUUGGGAUUAUUGCAAUUUCCUAUCCUAAACGCUUCAGUGGAUGAAAACUGCCAGAAUAUAACAUAUAAGGCUUCUCAUAAUAUUGGAAUUGCUAUGGAUACUGAACAAGGGCUUAUUGUCCCCAAUGUGAAAAAUGUUCAACUCUGUAGUGUGUUUGAGAUUGCCAUUGAAUUAAAUCGUCUGCAGAAACUGGGUUCUGCAAAUCAGCUGGGAACUGCUGAUAUCACAGGGGGAACAUUUACGUUGUCCAACAUUGGAUCAAUUGGUGGUACCUAUGCCAAACCAUUGAUAUUGCCACCAGAAGUAGCAAUUGGAGCUCUUGGAGCCAUAAAGGCUGUGCCUCGGUUUAAUGAGAAAGAUGAAGUAAUCAAAACACAAAUAAUGAAUGUGAGCUGGUCCGCUGAUCAUAGAAUUAUUGAUGGUGCUACAAUGGCCCGCUUCUCUAAUUUAUGGAAAUCCUACUUGGAAAAUCCAGCUUCUAUGCUGCUAGAACUGAAAUAAAUAUUGAUUUGAAACAUUCUUGAACUUUCUGGGCAUCAGAAGAAUGUAUAAAACCUAGCUAUGCUAGAACAUGUUCUUUAUUGAAAUUCAUAUUAUGUGAAUGAUUAUAUUACAUGACCAAGAUCCUACAGUAAAAUGCCAGUCUCUCUUACCAUGUUGCAUCUUUUUUAAACUUAAACGUUCAGCUUUAUUGUAACUCUCUUAAGGUUGUCAGGUUUUAUAAAACAGUGUGACGUGUAACAUCUUAAUGUAGUACUGAAGUCUUAGAUGUAAGGGAUGCUGGUAACAGCAAGACUGACAUUACUAAAAACUAGUAUCUACAUAUGCUAUCUCAGUAUGACAUUUUAACUGUCUCUUAAGGGUUGGGAAAAGGAAUUUAUAUACAAUAAUAUUUCUCUGCCCAGUAUUAAUUAUACAGAUUCUUAAAUAAAGUGCACUUAUGUUUAUCUUUAAA